CCUGAUGAAUGUAGGUUACCUCUGCCGAACUCCUCAGACCGCUUCCAUGCGGGUUCAUGUCGUCAUUGGCUCUCGCGCGCGGCGCGUCCACGGAGAUCACGCAGCGCCAUGGCGACACCGCGGUCCCGCAUUUCCCUAAAAGUGGACUUUUAAGAAAACCCCUCCACCAGACAAGACAGAUGAAUAUGAUAUGGUGAACUUACCCCUCAAAAUGGAACAGCUGACUCUCUCGGCCCUGUUGAAAUGCCCCCUGUGUCUGGAGCAGCUGGACGCCUCAGCCAAGGUCCUGCCCUGCCAGCACACCUUCUGCGUUACCUGCCUGCGCAGGCAGGAGGCAGUGCACGCGCAGCUGCUCUGCCCCGAGUGUCGCACCCCUGUCCCGGUCAAGACGGUGCAGGAGCUCCCGGAAAACCUCCUGCUCGUGCAGCUGCUGCAGGGGCUGCAGCAAGGAGGCCACCGUGCAGCAUCCUCAGGCAGAGGCAGCGGAGAUCAACAGCUGGGAGAUGGUCAGGAGCUCAGUGAGCCUGUUCACAGAACCUCAGUGCACAACCAACAAGAUGAUGCAUCAGCAGAGACGGACGUCAAUCCUGAAAAAAGUAUCGGUCCAAGCCAUAAAGAGGACGACAACUGGCACUAUGAAGACAUCAGUGAGCGCAGCGUGCCUCUCUGCAGGGCGACAUGUGACUUCAAUCCAGAAAAGACCAACACGGAGGAGAAUAAAUACUGUCUCUGCUUUCGCAAGGGGGACGUUUUAACUAUUUUCAGACAGGCGGAUGAGCACUGGGUUGAAGCCAAACUAGGGGAAAAAGUUGGAUAUUGUCCUCUGCAGUUCUUGGAGCCAAACUCUGCCGCUGCUAAGCUGCUAAAAGGGAGGACUCGAAGUGAUAGUGACUCAGCAGAACCCCAGCAUCACACUGACAGGGGGAGCAAAGACAAGGCCACUGAUGCACCUAACCGGACCUCCCAUUACGGAGUCCCUCAAGUCCUAGUGAAGACUCCCACUAUAAAUGCCCUGGCUCUUCCCACUCAGAGGAAACAGCCUUCAACCGGCAGCAGCUAUUACCACACAAACAUCGGCACCUCCAAUGGCUUCAGCCGCCAGGGUCAGCCUCAGCGCUUCCCGCCGCUACCCUCUGCUGCACUGAGGCACUCUCAUCACUCCAGAGUGAAUUCUCGACGAUCAAGCCGGCACUCCGAUUCGCACCGACCCCACUUACAGAGUGAGACGAGGAUGACCAGCGAGACCCCGCCCACCAUCACCAUGGCUUUGUUGAACCCCCAGAUGACCUCUGCCUCUGCAGACGGCAGAAACUCCUCCACACAGCAGCUCUCUAUCAGUGUGUGUGCCGUCCUUUACAACUACAAACCCCGACGGCCGGAGGAGCUGGAGCUGAGGAAAGGAGAGAUGGUGGGGGUGUACGGAAAGUUCAAAGAGGGAUGGUUGCGUGGGCUGUCGCUCAGAACAGGCAAAGUGGGCAUUCUGCCUAGCAACUACAUCACACCUGUGCUCAGAACCUCAGCCAGACUUCUGGAGACCAAAGCAGCUAAUGCGUCCUUACAGUACAACACAGCAACUGCAAAGAAACCCACAGCUGCAAACAAUCCCGCUGUAGUCCUUGCACUUGACAGGGUGAAUGGUGAUGGAGCGUCGUACUCAGCGGGACAGAUUCCAUCUGUGGCAAAUGGAUCUCAGCACGCAAAGCCAUCCUUUUAUGGGAGCUCUCAAGGUUGGGACACAGUGAGGCGUAUAUUUAACCCACAGAGAAGCUCAAAUAACGCCUCUCAGAUGUCCACUUUGAACGUUCCAUCCAACUCGCAGCACUUUGCCCAGGUUCAAGCAUCAGGCUACUCGCCUGCUCUGCAGAGGAAGAAGAACAACAGCAUCUUAUCCAACCCAAUCAAAGCUUUGAGUCGGAUGACUGAGCCUGUAGCGCCCUCUGCUGCUGGAAUCCUGAAGGACAGAGAGUUUUCCUCCCGUGAAUCAACAUUUCAGCAUUACAGGCAGCCAGCAGUUGCACCUCAGUCUAUUCUAGUUAAACCAGAUACACACAAGAAUAGUUCCAACAAGCCUCCAAAAUCCGUGCGGUUUGUCACAGAUGAUGACUCCCCACCCCCAAGACACCGCACGUCCUCUUGGUCGCCCGGAACUCAGAUUGGACGUUCUGGCCCACGCCCCUUAGAAGUGUGGGCCCCAUCUCUCACCCUGGGAAGAGAUGGCCCGGGGAUCAUUCUCAAGGAAGGAAGAAGUCCCGUUCUCAGAAGAGGUCUGGAAACAGCCGUUUCAGAUGUGAACACAAAACCACUACCUUCACAGCCACCGCUUUCUGCCCUGUCAUCUCAGUACAGCCCCAGCAGACACAGAGUGACCGCCACACAUUUAGCCCAAACAGACUCUGAAAUCAGCCUGCUUCAAGGAGAGCUGGUCCUCCUCCACAGACCUCAACUCGAUGGCCGCGUCCUCGUUACUCAGGAGAGCACUGGGCAGACCGGCGUAUUCCACAGCGGUGUUCUUCAGUGCCUUGAGAGGCUCAGCUGACUGUGUAUUUCUAUUGUAAUUAUGUAUAUUUGCACAUUUUUUUGUAUUCAAACUGCCAAACAACUUAGAAGUGAACAAAAUGGAUGUGUUAAGGCCCAAAGUUAAAUGAUUGUUUUGGUCCUGACUGCCAAUGCGAAUGUGUGUAAAUUCUCUGGAGAUGUUUUAAUGUCCCUCAGUAUGUGUGACCCGUUCUGACAAACGUUGUUGUGACAUAUUCUGUUUCUGAGAUUUUUGCACUGCAAACAUUCAUCAUGAGUGUUUCUUGUUCCAUAACUGCUACACCAUGUGUUGAGUGCCUUUGUCAAAACCCACAAAUGAAACAAUUUGUAUUAAAUAUGUCUAGAGCAGGGGUGCCCAUUGCUAGUCCUGGAGGGCUACCCGGAAUCUUAAGGUUAAGUAUGUAUACCGCUUACGUGUUCAUAAAGUAUACUUCCAAACCA
Molecule: messenger RNA, 2976 nt
Organism: Oryzias melastigma (Indian medaka)
Lineage: Eukaryota; Metazoa; Chordata; Actinopteri; Beloniformes; Adrianichthyidae
Gene: sh3rf2
Product: SH3 domain containing ring finger 2
Exons: 11
Coding region: 191-2536 (781 amino acids)
Biological process (GO): protein ubiquitination; positive regulation of JNK cascade; positive regulation of proteasomal ubiquitin-dependent protein catabolic process
Molecular function (GO): protein binding; ubiquitin protein ligase activity
Source: RefSeq, a predicted model, not a curated record